This is a messenger RNA of Chroicocephalus ridibundus (black-headed gull), 4319 nucleotides long. RefSeq names its product phospholipid phosphatase related 4 (gene PLPPR4). Gene Ontology annotation, molecular function: phosphatidate phosphatase activity. Gene Ontology annotation, biological process: signal transduction; axonogenesis; phospholipid dephosphorylation. The transcript is spliced from 7 exons. The record is from RefSeq and is a predicted model, not a curated record. NCBI's taxonomy places the organism in Eukaryota, Metazoa, Chordata, Aves, Charadriiformes, Laridae. Bases 127 to 2286 code for a protein of 719 amino acids. Gene Ontology annotation, cellular component: plasma membrane.
GUCAGCCCCGCGCACGGCGCAGGGCACGCGCAAGCGGGCGGCGGUGGCGGCCGGAGGAGACCCGCGGCGGGCGGCUGCCAGCGGCCGGGGGAGCGCGGGGCCGCCGCCCCGCAGCCCCCCGCCAGCAUGUCCGCCAAGGAGCGGCAGAAGGGCAAAGUGACCAAGGACAGCGUCACCCUCCUGCCCUGCUUCUACUUCGUGGAGUUGCCCAUAUUGGCAUCUUCUGUUGUUAGUCUCUAUUUUCUUGAACUUACUGAUGUCUUCAAGCCAGUUCACUCUGGAUUUAAUUGCUAUGACAAGAGUCUGAGUAUGCCAUACAUUGAACCUACACAAGAGUCUGUUCCCUUCUUGAUGUUGCUUAGUCUAGUUUUUGCUGGACCAUCAAUUACGAUAAUGAUAGGAGAAGGAAUUCUCUACUGUUGCCUGUCCAAAAGAAGAAAUGGGAUUGGAACAGAGGCCAAUAUUAAUGCAGGAGGAUGCAACUUCAAUUCUUUUCUUAGAAGAGCUGUCAGAUUUGUUGGUGUUCAUGUGUUUGGUCUUUGUUCUACUGCCCUUGUUACUGAUAUUAUACAGCUAUCAACAGGAUAUCAGGCACCAUAUUUCCUGACUGUUUGCAAGCCUAACUAUACAUCCUUGAAUGUAUCCUGCUCAGAGAAUUCAUAUGUUGUGGAAGAUAUUUGCUCAGGAGCUGAUCUCAAUAUUAUCAAUGCUGGAAGAAAGUCAUUCCCUUCUCAACAUGCCACCCUGGCAGCCUUUGCAGCAGUGUACAUUUCGAUGUACUUCAAUUCUACAUUAACAGACUCCUCAAAACUUCUGAAACCACUCUUAGUCUUUGCUUUUAUCAUCUGUGGAAUUAUAUGUGGUCUGACACGUAUCACCCAGUAUAAGAAUCAUCCAGUCGAUGUUUACUGUGGCUUUCUCAUAGGAGGAGGAAUUGCUCUCUAUUUGGGCCUGUAUGCUGUGGGAAACUUCUUACCAAGUGACGAGAAUGUGUUUCACCCAAAUUUUCACAGAGAACCUCUAAGGUCUUUGACAGACCUCAGUCAAGAUGCCAACAGAAUCCUGCCAGGUAAAAAUGGUAGCAGCAGUGAUGGCAUUGUCUCUCACCGUACAGAAAGUAUCCUGAACAGAAACCACAGAGAUUCCGGGUCUCUGACGAAUAUCAAGAGGGCAAAUGCUGAUGUAGAAAUAAUAACACCACGAAGCCCAAUGGGAAAGGAAAAUAUGGUUACUUUCAGCAACACUUUGCCAAGAGUCAACACGCCAUCCUUGGAAGAUCCAGCAAGACGAAAUGCAACAAUACACGCAUCAAUGGAUUCCGCCCGUUCCAAACAGCUGCUUUCCCAGUGGAAGAACAAGAAUGAAAGUCGAAAGUUGUCACUGCAAGUAAUAGAGACUGAAUCUGGCCAGUCACCACCAAGGGCUAUUGAAAUGAGGUCAAGCUCAGAACCCUCCAGAGUGGGUGUAAAUGGUGAUCAUCAUGGCCCAACUAGCCAAUACCUGAAAAUUCAACCUGGCAGUGUACCAGGUUGUAACAACUCAGGUCUUACUGGUGGGCCAAGGGUCUCCAUUCAGUCACGUCCUGGCUCAUCCCAGCUAGUGCAUAUUCCUGAAGAGACUCAGGAGAACGUGAACACAUCACCCAAAAGUAGUUCAGCUAGAGCUAAAUGGUUGAAAGCUGCUGAGAAGAGUGUUGCAUGUAGAAGUAAUAGCCAGCCAAGAAUCAUGCAAGUAAUAGCCAUGUCUAAGCAGCAAGGAGUGCUUCAGGGCAGUCCAAAGGGUUCAGAAGGAAGCACAGUCACCUGUACAGGAGCCAUCAGAUACAAAACCUUGACAGACCAUGAGCCAAGUAGCAUUGUCAGAGUUGAAGCCCAUCCAGAAAAUAACAGACCUGUAAUUCAGAUGCCAUCAGAAGGUGAAGGAAGUGGGUCAUGGAAAUGGAAAGGUCCUGAAAAAGUCACCCUUCGUCAGACAUAUGAGCUAAAUGAUCUUAACAGAGACUCUGAGAGCUGUGACUCAUUAAAAGACAGUUAUGGGUCGGGUGACAGGAAAAGGAGCAACAUAGAUAACACUGAGCAUCACCAUCAUGGAAUCACUACGAUAAGAGUCACGCCAGUGGAGGGAAGUGAGAUUGGCUCUGAGACUCUGUCCAUUUCUUCUAGCCGGGACUCAACACUUCGAAGAAAAGGUAACAUCAUUUUAAUCCCUGAGAGAGGGAGCAGUCCAGAGAACACCAGAAACAUCUUCUAUAAAGGCACAUCCCCCACGCGAGCGUACAAGGAAUGAGAGGAGACAUAUCAGCUGGUCCGUACCACCACAAAGUAAACACAUCUUGACACAGGUUCUGCUGUCUUUGGUUUGAGCUGAUAUUUACCUUUGAUGUGCCAAAUUAUUGACCAGCAGCCCAACUGUUGUUGAACACUACUGAUGUGCAAUGUGCAUGAGCCUGUGAAAAGCAUGUGGUGGAGGGAAAAGCACAAUGCCAGAACCUAACUAAUGUGAAACAUUUUCAUGCAACUUGUUUCUUCAGACUCAAAACGUUUAUCUGAGGGUGAUGAUGUCAAUCAAAACAACAGUCUUGAACACAGACACUUAAUUUCCUGAAUGUGCCAACCUUUUAUUUUAUUUAUAUUUGUGUCCAAAAUCAACUGAAUUUUUCACAGCAAAGGCUGUAUCAGUGGUAUAUAUUCACCUUUGCAGAAUUUGCACCAAAUCUUUAAUACAGGAUGGUGCUGAUGAUAACUUUAGAUGUUUUGAAAAAUUGCAUACUUAUUAAGACUCUGCAAACACAUGACAUAAUUGAUGUGCAGUUACUUUAAAAGUAAUAUUGCUAAUACUAUGAUGAUGCUGGCUGCAUUCAUUUAGCGUAGGAAAUAUUUACAGCUUUGUUAUAGUGGAUCUGUCACAUUCAAAGAUUGCAAAGGUUUUGUGUAGUUCUUUAAGAUGUCUACUGCAACAAAAAUUGUGUGGGUGACAUUCCAUUAGAAUGGAAUAACUAUCUAUUUUGAAUAGUUUUGCUGCUACUGCUCAACUUUUGUUUAAGAACAGGUGCUACUAAUGAAGAGGCUGCUUCUUAGUGGGCUAACUUGUAGAUUGUUUUAAAUUAUGUUUUUUAAGGGGUCUUUUAAAGUACUACAAGUAACUCAGAUUUUACAUUUUUAAACCUCUUAUUAUGUCCUUCAGCAACCUUUCCAUUUUUCUAUUAGUUUUUAACCAUAUAAUGCAGGACACCAAUAACUGCUAGAUGUGCAAAUGUGUCGUGGUUUGGGCCGGACUGGCCAUUGAAAUGAACAACUGAAAGGUGAGCCAUGAGUAAAUAAAAAUAAACAGCCACUUUCCUGACCAGCUUCCAAGGAGACAGUAAUUAAUGUCAUAGCUCACACUUAGAUUCACCUCACUUGCUAAGCAUGCCACAAGAACAGUCAGAAGUUUCACCCCAGUCACCAUCAUUUAGGGGAUUUAUGCUUUGCUUUCAAAAUGGAAUGCCUUGGUAUUGCAGAAUCACUGAAUGGGUGUUGCAUUGUGACGCUACUACUGUUCACCUCCCUCGAGACACCCUCCAGAGCCUUCUUAAGCAUUAUAUUUUUCCCACCACUGCCACUUAAGAAUAUGGAGGGUUUCUGCACCUGAGAGAAAAUGGAUUAUUUUAGUAAAUUGAGCUUCAAAUAUAACGAAAGAACUUGCCUGCUAAAAAUCUCCAUUGCCAAUAAUUGUUGAAAGGAUAAGCUCUGCAAGGAAUAAGCAUAGCAUGUCCUGGGCAUGCUAGAAGAAAUGCCUCAUUACAUUUGGCUCUGACUUAAAUAACUUAAACCAUGAAAGAAGUCAGGGGCAGUGCUUGCCCAGUGCAGCUCCUCAUUCUCUCCUAGAUUAUGUCCACCUGAAAGAGAACUACUAUCAGACACCUCCCAGUUCCCUUGCUAGGGAAUAAGUAGUAGCAGAUCAGGUCUGCUCUCUGGCUUCUUGAAAGAAGUGUUUUGCUCUAAGUUCUCUUCUGAUUUAGGGUAUCAGAGAACCAGAUAAAUGCUAAAUAGUCAGAACCUGUCUACAGACGCUACCCCAGAGAACUCUGAGGAAAAGCCCACCCUACCCCAGCCAAGUAGGAGGCAGAAGGAAGAAUCAUCCCAUCUCAAGAAAAUAAAUAGCACAACACACACAGAGACCAAAAAGAUAAAGUCCACAAAAAUCUCAAAACCAAAACAAAAUCCCAAACCCAACCCCAAUCCCAAUCCUAAGUAAUUUUCAGAAGUAUGAGGAUUGUGUUUGCUAAUCGGUAUAGAAGAAGGGAUUGAGAGUCAAUGGAAAGCUUUAUAUACUUUCCC